Amyelois transitella is the source of this 333-nucleotide messenger RNA. RefSeq lists its product as uncharacterized. The record is from RefSeq and is a predicted model, not a curated record. Bases 1 to 333 code for a protein of 110 amino acids. The transcript has 3 exons. Lineage: Eukaryota; Metazoa; Arthropoda; Insecta; Lepidoptera; Pyralidae.
AUGGAUAGCCGCAUUUUGUUAAUAUUCGCAUGCGUCAUAGCAGCUGGUUCAUCAUGGUCCAUUCCACUCUAUCCUGGAGUAAGACCUAUCAGGGUUACGAGGUACGCGCCGGCACCGCCACAUUACAGGAUUCCAGUCCGCCCAGCGCCACCACAGAGCGAAGUACCCCAGUGGGAGCGCCCCAAACGCCAGUACCACGACCAUGACGAGGACCCUGACCACCGGAGCAGCAGCGGCGUGACAGGCCCCGUCCACACCUUUGUGAAGACGGACAAGAACGCCAACUAUAAGUGGGGCGUCAGACACCACGUGGGGAAUAAAUUCGCGUCGUAA